Molecule: messenger RNA, 1506 nt
Organism: Neocloeon triangulifer
Lineage: Eukaryota; Metazoa; Arthropoda; Insecta; Ephemeroptera; Baetidae
Product: trypsin-1-like
Exons: 7
Coding region: 153-1229 (358 amino acids)
Biological process (GO): proteolysis
Molecular function (GO): serine-type endopeptidase activity
Source: RefSeq, a predicted model, not a curated record
UGCGAGUGAGAGUUGAGGCUUGCGAUGUCAGUCUCGCAAGUCCGCUCGCCCGAGCUUGGUUUGCCUUGCUUUCCUCCUCUCCGCGCCGCAAGAAGAAAGUAGAAAUUAUUAUUUAUAUAUGGAACUAAACGCGAGGCGGCAGUCAUCAAGAAAUGGCUCAAAAGCAGAGCAGCACAACCUUUUGCCUUCUCUGCUCAGCGGUGUUUGUACUUACGCUUAUGGUGCAGCAAAAUUUGGUGCUCAGUGGUCUAGUCAACGAUAACUUCAAGCACUGGCGCAACAAUGAUAAGCUGCUCUCGCUCAACAAUCACGCAGUCAAAUCUUACAGCGACCACAAGCUGCAAAUGUCAAGGAGAAACAACUCAGACAGACUAUUCUUAGAUGAUUUUUUUAAUCUUUUUUCCAAUGCUGCCUCAGCAGCCAUCGUUGACGGAGACGAUAGCGAUGAUGAUGAAGAAGACACGUUCAGGAAUUGCACUUGCAACUGCGGUGUAGUGAAUCAAGAAACCAGAAUUGUAGGUGGCCAGAUAACUGGGAUUCAUCGCUAUCCCUGGGUUGCGAGACUUGUCUACGAUGGACAAUUCCACUGCGGCGGUUCACUUUUGAACGCUGAUUAUGUACUUACAGCUGCUCACUGCGUCAGAAGGUUGAGACGAUCCAAGUUCAAAGUGGUUUUGGGCGACCAUGACCAAUUUUCGACCACCGAAUCGCCGGCAGUGAUGCGCGCGGUUUCGGCCAUCAUCAGACACAAGAACUUCGACGGCACAAACUACAACCAUGACAUCGCCCUCCUGAAACUUCGGAGGCCUGUCACCUUCAGCAAACAGGUGCGACCUGUCUGUCUCCCCUCCUCAGGGACGGAUCCACCAGCAAAAUCAGGAACGGUGGUCGGUUGGGGUCGUACGUCAGAGGGUGGGGUCAUACCUUCGCAUGUAAUGGAGGUGCAGGUGCCGAUUUUGUCACUGUCCGACUGCAGAAAAAUGCAGUACAGGCCGUCGAGAAUAAGCUCGUACAUGCUCUGUGCCGGAACUGCAAACAAAGAUUCUUGCCAGGGCGACAGUGGUGGUCCCUUACUGAUCCAGAACGGAGCCAAAUAUGAAGUUCAUGGAAUCGUGUCCUGGGGAGUUGGCUGUGGGCGUCCCGGCUAUCCCGGCGUUUACACACGAGUGGCCAGAUACUUGGAGUGGGUCAAGCGGAACAUGCGUGAUUCUUGCCAGUGCGUUAAAUAAAUUAUUUCAUCUCAUGACUUUAACAAUCUAGACAAGUGUGAGUGAAAAAAUUAUGCUUAUACGUUUGAAUGUACAAUUAUACGAGUGAUGUGUGUUGCGUGCAAACCGAGCGGCAGAGACUCGAGCUGUGAAUUUCGGUUGAAUAUUUAUGAGAAAACUCUUGUACAGAUAAUUAUUAUCACCACGAUUUAAAUUUAAGCGUAUUCUUUGUCAGGGAAUUUUAGGCAUUUCACUUGUAGAACAUGUUCUUAACAAUAUAUAAUUAUUUAAUGUUAAA